CAUAAACACAUGUAGUAACAACGACAUAGACUCUACUUGUUCUUUUUAGUUUAAAUAUUUGAUACAACGUUGUUUUAGUCUAACCACAGCAGCAUACUGUUAAGCUUAGCCGCCUAGCCUUUUAGCAUCUGUGUAGCUCCCGUUGCUUCGUUAUUUAACCCAUGAUUACUGCAUCCACCAACAUGAGUCUGCAAUGGGAAAGAAACAGGCCACUAAGUCCAAAAAGGAGGUGGAGGAACCAGAGGAGUUUGUGGUAGAGAAGGUGAUGGACCAGCGGGUGGUGAAUGGCAAAGUCGAGUUUUUUCUUAAGUGGAAAGGCUUCUCUGAUUCUGAUAACACGUGGGAGCCAGAAGAAAAUCUUGAUUGUCCGGAGUUAAUCUCUGCCUUUCUGGAGUCACAGAAAGGUGUGGUUGAAAAGCCAGACUGCAACAAGAGAAAGUCCUCCACAGAUGAACCAGAGACAGAGGAAAGUGCAGCUAAGAGGAAAAAGGAAAUGAGUGACAAACCAAGAGGGUUUGCCCGGAACCUGGAGCCAGAACGAAUUAUUGGUGCCACAGACAGCAGUGGGGAACUAAUGUUUCUAAUGAAGUGGAAAGAUUCAGAUGAGGCAGACCUGGUGCCAGCACGUGAGGCCAACACUCGAUGCCCACAAGUGGUAAUUGCUUUUUAUGAGGAAAGACUCACUUGGCACUCAUGCCCAGAGGAUGAGCAGCAAUAGUGUUCAACAACACAGCAUCCCACUGUUCUGACCCUUAAGCUCUUUCCCAUGCCAAGCUACCCUGUUCAUCUCAGGGCCUGAAUGCUUCCCUACUUUUGUCUUGCCUUAUGUACAACCUGAUCUAUGUAUUAGUGGCUGAAUUGGGUUGAAAGGCCAGUGAAAAGAGUUUUUGGUUUUUAAAAUGAAAAUGUAAACCUUUGUCGUGCUUUUUCACUGCAUUUGUGUCUUUAGUCUUUUACCAACCCCUAUCCUUUGUCCAGCGUCCUGGUUUUAGUCCAUUGUUUGGUUCACACUAGGUGUUGAACAGCUUUGCUGUAUUUUUUUUUUUUUUUUUUUUUGUAAAUAUUUUUUCAAAAAAUGAAAAACAAAAGGUUCAAUAAAAGUUAUGUGCCUUUCUCUUA
Trichomycterus rosablanca is the source of this 1119-nucleotide messenger RNA. RefSeq names its product chromobox homolog 3a (HP1 gamma homolog, Drosophila) (gene cbx3a). The coding region runs from base 194 to 718 and encodes 174 amino acids. The record is from RefSeq and is a predicted model, not a curated record. The transcript has 5 exons. NCBI's taxonomy places the organism in Eukaryota, Metazoa, Chordata, Actinopteri, Siluriformes, Trichomycteridae. Gene Ontology annotation, biological process: negative regulation of transcription by RNA polymerase II; chromatin organization. Gene Ontology annotation, molecular function: chromatin binding. Gene Ontology annotation, cellular component: pericentric heterochromatin; nucleus.